This is a messenger RNA of Trametes versicolor FP-101664 SS1, 507 nucleotides long. RefSeq lists its product as uncharacterized. The transcript is spliced from 3 exons. The record is from RefSeq and is a predicted model, not a curated record. NCBI's taxonomy places the organism in Eukaryota, Fungi, Basidiomycota, Agaricomycetes, Polyporales, Polyporaceae. The coding region runs from base 1 to 507 and encodes 168 amino acids.
AUGCAUCACAUCUGCACGAUCUGCGAAUCUCCUUUCCUACUCGACUCCGACUCUGCCACGGUCGACACCGAAACCGUUGUGACCACGUGCGGACAUAUCUUCCACCGGGGCUGCUUCGAGGUCCAGGCCGGGUCGGCAGCGGCGACGUGCCCUGCAUGCUCCGCCCCUUGCCGGGAAAAAGACAAGCUGAUCAAGCUUUUCAUAUCUUAUGACGAAGACGACUAUGACCGGAACCUGUUGAAAGACGUACUGAGCGUUAGCGCCACAUCUUCCGAGCUCAAACAACUGGAGGAGCAGUCGAAUCUCGUCAGCUUGAACAGGAGGAACGAGUUCCUACAAGAGGAACAUCAAUUCAACCAGCUUCAGGUGAACAAUUGGUGUCGUCACGUCAAGGAGGUAGAAGCACGGUCUCAGGCAUACGAGAAACGUCUCAAGCGCAUUCAGGAUAGAUUAGACGAGAUGGAGGCUGAAUGCAAGAAGCUCGAAGAACAGUAUCGUAAUGUGUAA